AUGCUGUUUACCAGGUUCACUGGAAGGAGAGUACUGAAGAUGACGAGCGACAUUGCUACUACUUUUGAAGGCGAGAUCGAUUUGGGUAUCAUUGGUGGUACCGGUCUGUACAAUCUGGAAUGUUUGAAGGCUAUUGCUAUCCUCCCACCGAUGGAGACACCAUGGGGUAAGACCUCUUCUCCCAUCACCAUCUCCAAGGUGACCACCACAAAGGACAUUGAGGGCCACCCAAGCAUUAACAAGAACUUCCAUGUGGCUUUCAUCUCCAGACAUGGUCUGCACCAUGAAUACCCUCCUACUAAGGUGCCUUUCAGAGCCAACAUGGCUGCGUUGAAACAUCUCAAGUGUAAAGCUGUGUUGUCCUUCAGUGCUGUCGGUUCAUUGCAACACCAUAUCAGGCCAAGAGACUUUGUGCUUCCACAGCAGAUCAUUGAUAGAACUAAGGGUAUCAGAGACUCCUCAUAUUACAACGAUGAAGGUCUAGUCGGGCAUGUCGGUUUCGGUAACCCAUUCUCUGAAGCCUUUGCCAAGUACAUCUACCAGUUCAAGGACAACUUGGUUAACAAAGGCGACCACUGUACUCUGCAUUUCAAUAAGGAUAUUACUGUUAUCUGUAUGGAGGGGCCUCAAUUCUCUACAAGAGCCGAGUCUAAGAUGUACAGAUUGCUUGGUGGUGACGUUAUCAACAUGAGUGUCAUUCCAGAAGCCAAGUUGGCUCGUGAGUGUGAGCUGCCAUAUCAAAUGGUUUGUAUGUCCACUGAUUAUGACGCUUGGAAAGAUGAAGAAGAACCUGUGACAGUGGAGACCGUUAUUGGCCACUUGACAAACAACGGUAUGAACGCUAACGUGUUGGCUUCUUGCAUUAUCGAAUCAAUGGCUCAUGAACUACCUGAAUUCAUGGUUACUGGUGACGGUUUGAAGAACUCAGUAAAGAUGUCAAUCUCCACCAAGCCAGAAGGUAUGUCCAAAGAGACGCUUAACAAGUUGAGAUACCUAUUCCCAGACUAUUGGUAG
Molecule: messenger RNA, 1014 nt
Organism: Nakaseomyces glabratus
Lineage: Eukaryota; Fungi; Ascomycota; Saccharomycetes; Saccharomycetales; Saccharomycetaceae
Gene: MEU1
Product: S-methyl-5-thioadenosine phosphorylase
Biological process (GO): nucleoside metabolic process
Cellular component (GO): cytosol
Molecular function (GO): S-methyl-5-thioadenosine phosphorylase activity
Source: RefSeq, a predicted model, not a curated record